AUGCAGCAGAACGACACUCCCAGACAGGCCAACAGCGAUGCCAAGCGUCGCAGAAAGGCCAAGGAUGAGGGCAGCGGCAAGCCCAAUGGAUUCGACGAGGUUAUGCAGGUUGACAUCGACCGACUGAUCCGCCAGAGCCAGCAGGAAGCCAACGGCGAAACCCAGCACGAGCAAGUUGUGCUUCCAGAACGGUUUAGUGAGAUUGAAGUGGAUAUCUCUGAGUUGUCGUCUACGGGUGACGGUUUGGGAUUGUCAGCUGAUGGGAGACAUGUCUAUGUGGUUCCGUUCACUGUGCCGGGAGAUAAGGCUCUGGUGAAGGUUGUGCGGCACCAUCCACCUUUGAACUAUAGCAUGACGGACUUUAUCAAGGUGCUGAGUCCCGGACCGCAGCGGAAUGAUGCAGGAAUUGGAUGCAAAUACUUUGGUCAGUGUUCGGGGUGUCAGUUGCAGAUGCUGUCUUACGAGGACCAAUUGGCCCAUAAGAAGCGCAUCGUCGAGAAGGCCUACGCCAACUUCUCGGGGUUGAUUCCGGAGAUGAUUCCGGCUGUUGACGAGACAUUUGGGUCGCCUUUGCAGUAUGGGUAUCGUACAAAGUUGACGCCGCAUUUCCUGGCUCCCGGUGGUGGAAGGAGGAGAAAGGCUCCCCGUGAUCAGUCAGUGCCAGUGGAGGUUCCGCCUAUUGGAUAUACGUUCAAGAACAGAAAAAUGGAUAUGGAUAUUGAGGAUUGUCCGCUUGGUACGGACAUUGUUCGACGGGGACUUAAGACGGAACGGAAGCGCGUGGCGGACAAUAUCCAGAAGUACACCAAGGGUGCUACGCUUUUGAUGCGCGAAUCCACGAUUCGAAUCCCCAAAGACCGCGCUGAUACGAACGCCCCAGCGGAGGAGCAGAUCGAACCUCAACCCGACGCAAAGGGCCGUACUGCCGAGUCCGGGGACGUCAUCCGCGUUGAAAAGGAGAACUACAUUCAAGAGAAGCGCUGCGUGACAGACCACAACGCCACAUCGAUCGAGUACAUCGACGACUACAUCUUCACCAACAAGGCCGGCGCUUUCUUCCAGAACAACAACUCAAUCCUCUCCGGCUUUACCGAAUAUAUCCGCCAACACGCCCUCCCUCCCGACAACGAGCAAGAUCCCAAACCCAUCAAAUACCUUCUCGACGCCUACUCUGGCUCCGGUCUUUUCACCAUCACCCUCUCUCCGCUGUUCAAAUCGAGUCUCGGUGUCGACGUCGACCCCCACUCCAUCGCCUCUGCUCGCGACAACGCCCGCGACAACAAUCUCCCCAACACCGGCUUUGCCGCCAACGACGCAGCCACUCUUUUCAAGGACGUGCCCUACCCACCUGACCAAACCCUCCUCGUCAUCGACCCCCCGCGAAAAGGAUGCAGUGAGGACUUCCUCCGUCAGCUUCUACAGUUCGGACCUCGUCGUGUCGUCUACGUUAGUUGUAACGUGCACACGCAGGCGCGUGAUGUUGCCGUUAUGGUUAAUGGCGAUGCGAACAUCCGGUAUGAUAUUGAGAGUAUCCGGGGAUUCGACUUCUUCCCUCAGACGGGGCAUGUUGAGGGUGUUGCUAUCUUGAAUAAGGCUCAUAUUAACAAGGAUGUUUGA
Aspergillus chevalieri is the source of this 1617-nucleotide messenger RNA. It is a transcript of the gene TRM2, whose product is annotated as tRNA (uracil(54)-C(5))-methyltransferase. Gene Ontology annotation, molecular function: tRNA (uracil(54)-C5)-methyltransferase activity, S-adenosyl methionine-dependent. Bases 1 to 1617 code for a protein of 538 amino acids. The transcript has a single exon. The record is from RefSeq and is a predicted model, not a curated record. Lineage: Eukaryota; Fungi; Ascomycota; Eurotiomycetes; Eurotiales; Aspergillaceae. Gene Ontology annotation, biological process: tRNA processing.